This is a messenger RNA of Anthostomella pinea, 729 nucleotides long. NCBI's taxonomy places the organism in Eukaryota, Fungi, Ascomycota, Sordariomycetes, Xylariales, Xylariaceae. The record is from the annotation of a GenBank genome assembly.
AUGGCUUCUCGAGCAGGGCCCGCACAAGGUCGCGGCAUGAACACCCGGUUCGCCCAGUUCAAGUUGGUCUUAUUGGGAGAGUCUGCUGUUGGAAAGGUAUUCGACUAUCCACAGACACCCACCAAGAGACCGUCGCAUGCUAACUUCCUGCGACAGAGUUCGAUAGUCCUUAGAUUCGUCAAGGAUCAAUUCGACUCGUACCGCGAAUCCACCAUCGGCGCUGCCUUCCUCACACAGACCAUAUCCCUCGACGAGAACACAACCGUCAAGUUCGAGAUCUGGGAUACUGCUGGUCAGGAGAGAUAUAAAUCCCUGGCUCCCAUGUACUACCGGAAUGCAAACUGCGCUGUAGUUGUCUACGAUAUCACACAAUCCGCGUCACUCGACAAGGCGAAAGCUUGGGUCAAGGAACUGCAGAGACAAGCCAACGAGAACAUCAUCAUUGCCCUUGCAGGGAACAAGCUAGACUUGGUGACUGAGCAACCCGACAAGCGAGCGGUGACAACGGCCGACGCUGAGGCAUACGCGAACGAGGCCGGUCUGCUGUUCUUCGAAACUUCGGCCAAGACGGCAGAGAACGUAAAGGAGCUUUUCACUGCUAUUGCCAAAAAGCUUCCGCUCGACCAGGCUGGCCCUCGACAUACCCGCCCAGGACAACGACCAGGAGGUGUGAGCUUGGGACAGGCAGAGGGUGCAAACACACAGUCCGGAGGAGCUUGCAGCUGCUAG